GCUCCAUUUCUCAUCUAUCAAACGGAUGCAAACCAUCACCGAAGCUGCUCUGGCGUCGUCAUCUUCUUCAUCGAGGAGGUGGGAUUGUUGCCCACAAGUUCACGAAUGAGCCUACGCGGAAGAAUUCUUCUGCGAAGGAAUUUAAGAAGGCGAACUCUUGCUGCUUGCAGAGGUGAGAUUAGAGGAGUUCGGGGAUGGCAGGACGAGGGGUUUCGGAGCCAAUGGCGCGGGUCUUGUCUCGAGCUGUACGCAGCGUCUUGCAGCAGAGAAAUCAGGUGCAGGUGGAGGCUGGAGUUGUGCGCGCCCUGGGGGUGAACGCACAACAGCAGGACACUAGUGAUGCUGGUUUUUGGGCGAAGGGAUUGCGGGGGCUCGCACUUGUGGGCGCUGGGGCGACGGGGCUUUUAGGGCUCGCGAGUGUGGCCUAUGCCGAUGAGGCGGAACAUGGGCUUGCGGCUCCGCAGUACCCUUGGUCGCACAAUGGUGUUCUCAGCGGGUAUGACCAUGCUUCGAUUCGGCGCGGACACCAGGUUUUCCAGCAGGUGUGCGCGGCGUGCCAUAGUGCGUCGCUGGUGGCGUAUCGGGAUUUAAUCGGGGUGGCUUAUACCGAGGACGAGGUGAAGUGCUUGGCCGCAGAAGUGGAGGUCGAGGAUGGGCCCAACGAUGAAGGAGAGAUGUACAUGAGGCCUGGGAAACCCAGCGACCAUUUUCAGAACCCUUACCCUAAUGAAUCAGCUGCGAGAUUCGCUAACGGUGGGGCGUACCCUCCCGAUUUGAGUUUGAUCACCAAGGCUCGUCACGACGGGCAGAACUAUGUGUAUGCGUUGCUGCUGGGUUAUCGUGAACCUCCCGCUGGAGUUUCAGUGAGGGAGGGGUUGCAUUACAAUCCUUACUUCCCUGGGGGUGCCAUUGCGAUGCCUAAGAUGUUGACGGACGGGGGUGUGGAAUAUGAGGAUGGGACCCCGGCGACGGAAUCUCAGAUGGCGAAGGAUGUGGUAACAUUUUUGUCGUGGGCUGCUGAGCCGGAGAUGGACGAGCGGAAGCUGGCUGGAGCUAAGUGGAUCUUUGUGCUUUCGUUGGCAUUGCUUCAGGCCGCGUACUAUAAGAGGUUUAGGUGGGCUCCUAUCAAGUCGAGAAAGCUUGUGUUCGACGUGGUGAACUAGAAUAUGGGUGCGGACGAAAUUCUUUCUCUCGAGAUUUCUGACCAAGCACCGCUGUUUGUGAUGUUGGGACAUAAGGCUUCUUCUUGGACGAGUUUUUAGUUUAGGUUGGGGAUUGAAUGCGUCUGAUAUCUAGAUGGGUAUUAACCUUCUAUGCUGGGGUAUCAACAUGGAGGUUAGCUGAACUAAUUUGUCUGAUCCGCGAGGAGUCCAACAGAGUCCGUUAACAUUUGUUACGAUUGUGGCGAACGAUGAGUAAUUUGGCAAUAAUACUUCAGUUCACUUUUCGUGGAUUUUAGCGUA
This is a messenger RNA of Physcomitrium patens, 1463 nucleotides long. Its product is annotated as cytochrome c1-2, heme protein, mitochondrial. Gene Ontology annotation, biological process: mitochondrial electron transport, ubiquinol to cytochrome c. Gene Ontology annotation, molecular function: electron transfer activity; heme binding. Gene Ontology annotation, cellular component: respiratory chain complex III. The record is from RefSeq and is a predicted model, not a curated record. Lineage: Eukaryota; Viridiplantae; Streptophyta; Bryopsida; Funariales; Funariaceae.